Messenger RNA from Alosa sapidissima (American shad), 3196 nucleotides. RefSeq names its product double zinc ribbon and ankyrin repeat domains 1 (gene dzank1). Gene Ontology annotation, molecular function: protein binding. Gene Ontology annotation, biological process: eye photoreceptor cell development. Lineage: Eukaryota; Metazoa; Chordata; Actinopteri; Clupeiformes; Clupeidae. The record is from RefSeq and is a predicted model, not a curated record. Bases 139 to 2439 code for a protein of 766 amino acids. The transcript is spliced from 20 exons.
UUGCUAAGAGAGACAGAAAACAGUAGACUUCACUGACGGGAAACAGUUGCAUUGCAAGGCAAUCUACGUGGCAUCAGGCAUAUCCAUGCGCUCUUUUUUCAGUUGUGUUAGUAAGUAAGGGGGUCUCCGUUGACAAACAUGACCGCAGGCAGCAUCACCGUGCCGCUCAUCAUUCCGAUCCGGGUGCCGCCGCCGGGAAAAGCCAAACAUGAGAUAGACACUGCCACACCCGUCGAGAUCAAAUCAGACACCUGUGAUGUAAGUGUGUACUUCACUCUGGACGGCACUAAACCGGACCUGAGCAGGAGGAGACCAGGGCUCGGGGAGGGCAGCACCCUCAGGUACACCUCACCUGUCUGCUUACCAGCAGGGAAGGUGACCGUAAAGGCCUUGGCCGUCAGAAGUGAUGGCAGGGAGAGUGCUGUUGUCACCAAGGUCUUCCUGGUAGAACCCGCCAUCCAUGGAGAGAAGAAGGACGACACCGAGACCAAGCCGGGCGACGAACCGGACGCAACUCUCCUGGCCACCACUGUCGAGAACGGUUCUGGGGACGUUCCAACAGCCAUGAGGGUAUCCAGUGGUGGCAUCUGCAGAACCCCCUCCGGCCCCUCAGGCCCCCGGUUCCUCAGCCAGCGCCUGGGGAACCCGACUCCAACAAGGGGCGUAUCCGACCCUCAACACACAAAGAUUGUCAACCCAGCAGAGAGUCCUCUCAGAAACCUGACCAACACACACAUGUCUAGAAUUCAACGAGAGACUGACUUUCUCAGGUGUUCUUCUUGUCUAAGCCAUCGUCCGUCGGACCCAUUUGCUCGGUUCUGUUUGAACUGUGGGGCCACCGUACCCCCGGUGCCAGGGCAGAGACUCCCACCAACCGAGGGAGGACAGAUGGCCGUGUGUGUGUCCUGUAAAGCGCUGGUUCCGGUGAACACCUCGUCCUGUGUGGUGUGUGAGACCCCCAUGGCCCCUCAGCUCCAGCCCCAGGCCAGCCUCACACUGCAGGACAAAGUAAUCUGUCAGUCAUGUGGGACAGGAAACCCGUCACACAUCAACUGCUGUGUCACAUGUGAGGCCCGCCUACCACAACCUGCCACACCAGUGUUCAGUGGCCUUAGUGCUCCUCCGCUGCCCUGCUCUGAGGGUAAGAUGAUCUCCUGCUCCAAGUGCCGACGCCUCAACCACUCAGACGCCCGCUACUGUGACUGGUGCGGCGCCAAGCCAGGCCAUGUGGCGCGGUACCUGACGUGUUCCCGUUGCGGGUCCAGCUCGCACCCCUAUGCGAGCUUCUGCGGCCGCUGUGGCGUGUUCCUGGAGGGGCCUCACCGGGUGCAGUCCCGCUGCAGCUCAGCAGGGGGAGCCCCGCAACAAGAGAUGGCUGCCGGGGACGGUCACGGUGUCGUCUGGCAGGUGCCCUCCACCAGUGGCCCGUCCUUCCCACAGACGCAUGUGCUGGCGUCGGCUGCGGCGGCGGACUGCGUGGACGCAGAGACGCAGACGGCGGGACUGUUCUAUCCGUCGGCCACGCAGCUGCAUCAGAGAGGCCAGCAGGAGGCGCUGCAGCAGCUCCGACAGGAAAUGAUGCGGGACAGGAGGCCUCCACUCACCACCAUCAGUCCAGGAAGAGGAUACUGGCGAAAGCAGCUGGAUCAUAUCAGCUCUCACUUCCGCAGCUACACACAGAACAAUCUAGAGUUCCGCAGUCUGAUAGGAGAGCCUCGCAUGGGCCGGAUGGUCUCUGCAACAAUCGAGCAGGACAACUUUGAGGUCAGCCUCAGAGUCACCUUUGUUGCGGCCACGCCGGACAAACCAAAGACCCCAGAGGAGGUGGAGCUGAAGAGGCCCAUGGCUCUGAGUGAGAUUGUUAAUCUGAGCAGCGUCACGGAGGGGGCACGAGACAACGGACAUGUAGUGGAGAACGGUUCCACUCCUGCUGGUCAGAGGAAAGGCCCGAGGACCCAGAAGAGGGUUGUGGAGAAACAGCCGCCAAUCAAAGACAGUCUGUUGCUGAAGGAGGCGGGGCCUGAAGGUAGGGGGCGUGUCGAGGAGGUGCAGCAGCUACUGGAGGAGGGAGCCGACCCGUCGUGCCAAGACAGUAAUGGUAAUCCAGCCCUGGUUGUCGCGGUAACAAACAGUCACCAUGAGAUCAUUCCUGUGCUGGUGCAACGAGGAGCCGACAUUAACCGCCAAUCAGGACCACUCAACAACACGGCCCUGCAUGUGGCUGCUGCCAUGGGCAACCGCGGCCUGAAGAGCGCCGAGACUCUGCUGGGGUGUAACGCCAGCCUGAAGAAGAAGAACAGUCGAGGUCAGACGGCGUACGAAGUGGCGGUCAGCUCCGACUGCCGGGAGCUGGUCUCCCUCAUUGCCGCGCGCACCGGUCAGGGUCUGCUGGACCGCCUCGCAAAACCCAGAGCCCAGUCCGGGCUGGACGUAUUCUGAGAAAAGCGAACUUUGACCUCUGGCCUUGGGAGUCCCCAGUACAGGCCAGUAUUUGUGACUAUUCGCCUUAUUCACCCGGCGGCCAGAACGAGGCUAAAGGGUACACUUGCCAUUACACCUCAGUCCAGCAGAUGGUGGUGGUAAUGCACUCCGUUUGCGAAAAAAAACUCACUGAAGAAGAACAGGCCAGUGAACAUAGAUAUUAGAAAGCUAGAUGCCGCUUUGGGCUCCCGAAGGUACGUAAAUAGCACCGCCAGAAACACGUGACUGACUGGAAAUUGCUGCAAGCUGUCACUCCCCCAUAGACAGUAAAGGUGCUGCCUCCAGCAAUAUGGCGGACACAUUUACGUAUGCCACCUAAUAGAACUCAGUGCCCAAUGCGGUAUCUAGCUUUCUAAUAUCUAUGACGGUGAACCCUUCUUCUUUUUUGGUGAGCUUUUUUUUGGCAGUUUGCAAACAGAGUGCCUUACCACCACCAUCUGCUGGACUGAGGUGUAAUGCAAGUGUACCCCUUAGCCUUGUUUUGGUUGCCGGGUGAAUAGGGCGAACAGUCAGCAGGACAUUGGAUCGUGUGAUGGACACACAUGUCCUUUUCAAAGAACAAGAUUAUGAUGGACACCCAUGUCCUUUUCAAAGAACAAGAUUAUGAUGUGUGCACUCAGAACUACCCGUGCCUUAAUCUGGGUACAGAAGUUCGGAGGCUGUAAGCCUGAGGGGUGUGCUUUUUAUUAAAUGUGUUUUUAAGAAAUCAAUAAAA